Brachypodium distachyon (stiff brome) is the source of this 1070-nucleotide messenger RNA. RefSeq lists its product as uncharacterized. The record is from RefSeq and is a predicted model, not a curated record. Gene Ontology annotation, cellular component: chloroplast thylakoid membrane. The transcript has 2 exons. Lineage: Eukaryota; Viridiplantae; Streptophyta; Magnoliopsida; Poales; Poaceae. The coding region runs from base 42 to 875 and encodes 277 amino acids.
AGCCCAACGAGCUGUCGGAUGUAAGCAGUCCCCCCGUAGAGAUGGCCUCACAAAUUCUAUCUCUUCUCGCCUGGAGCACAAAAUGCUGUUGCCGAGCAGGUGAGAAGAAGAUGGCUGCCACCAGCCUCAGUUCCUCUCCCUCCAAGGUCACCGCUGCCAAAGUAGGAGGCGUCUCCAGACCUUCCUCGUCCUACACCCAGCUCACCUUCUUCUCAAGGCAUGCUUUCCAGAAGAUAGGAACCGCCACAGCUCUCCACAAGCCACAGACAGAGCUCCUGCUCUCGCCGAGGAUCAGUAAGCAUGUGAGGAGACCCCGCGCGGCUACUGACAACGACCGAGCAGUGCCGGCGCCGGCAGAGGCCGCACAAGAAACAACCAUCAGCGCCGACGCAAACCCGGUGGCGGCGUCCAGCGCCAACAGCAACAGCAACGGCACGGUCCCGAGCGAGCCGCCGAAGCGGGUGCCGCUGACGGCGCGGGAGCGGCUGCGCGCGGCGCGGGUGCUGGGUAGGUACGCGGCGGCGGAGCCGGGGGGGCCGGAGAAACCGGCGCCCACGGGGUCGUCGUCGUCGUCGAAGCCGGAGUUCGGGAGCCGGGUGCUGGAGGCGCUGCGGGAGACGGACGCGAAGAAGAAGGGGGGCGCGGGGGGCAGGAAGAAGCGCUCCUCGGGGCUGCCCGAGGCGCCCAGCAACCUGCUGGACGACACCAAGCGCGGCAUGCCCAAGGAGGGGUGGACCUUCGACUGGCUGGCGGCGCUGCCCGUGGGCACGGACGUGCUCGUCGUCGCGGCUUCCUUCGGGAUCAUCACCACCGUCAUGUUCGGGACCACCUACCUCGUCUGGAAGCUCGGCGCCAUACACUUCAACGAGUACUAGCUAGAACUUUCCGGAACUAGUCGUCUUAUUAGCUCGAUAGCUUUGGGUAAUUGCGCGGACAGCGUAGCUGCAGAACUGCAUUUUGUGCCCUGAUGAUGUUGCGAUCGAUACUUGCGUGGUUCUGUACAAUAAUGCCGGCUAUUGUAAGAGGCAGAUUUUAAGCACACAGAUGGUAAUACACACUGAUUUUACGAA